Messenger RNA from Mixia osmundae IAM 14324, 1890 nucleotides. RefSeq lists its product as uncharacterized. NCBI's taxonomy places the organism in Eukaryota, Fungi, Basidiomycota, Mixiomycetes, Mixiales, Mixiaceae. Bases 73 to 1830 code for a protein of 585 amino acids. Gene Ontology annotation, cellular component: Cdc73/Paf1 complex. The record is from RefSeq and is a predicted model, not a curated record. Gene Ontology annotation, molecular function: DNA binding; RNA polymerase II C-terminal domain phosphoserine binding. The transcript has 7 exons.
UCGUCGACUAUUGAACAGUGAAAAGCCCUCGGGGGCCAAAGCUCAAAGGCUAGCAAAGUUGUACGCCAGAAAAUGAAAAAAACGCGUCUGCUGCAGUGUCGACGUGUCAAGCAUGUCAAGCCGCUGUUAGCCUGCCGUCUUAGCCAGCCUGAACCCAUGUCAGACAGUGAGAUUGCUGCAAAGGCGAGCAAGAGGAGUAUGAAUGGCGAAAGCGCAGCUGGCAAGAAACGCAGACGGACAGAACCCACUUCUGAUGGGUCUGACAUGGAUCUCGAUGACUCGGCAGACGAGCAAGAAGCAGCAGAAGUGACGCCCGAGCCGACCAAAGCAAAAGUCAAGCGAGCUGCACCGCGGGCCAAGACCGGCAAAGGCUCAAAGAAGGUCUUGUCUAAAGAGACUGUCUCUGACAGCGAGGAAGAGGGUCCAGCCGAGCCCGAGCAAGACGACGCAGACGAAGAUCUCGAGUCUGAGGAUGAGGUCGAGGCGGCACUCUACCCGCUCGAGGGCAAAUACAAAGAUGCAGCGGACCGUGCCUACCUCAUGACGCUCACCCAGAUCCAGCGCGAAGAGAUUCUGGCCGAGCGAGAGGAGGAGAAGCAGGAGCAGAUUGACGCCCGUGAGAUCAGAGCGCUCGCUCAGAAUGCCGGCAAGACGAACAGGGCACCCGCUCGAGCGUCGACUCGCAAACAGACCGUCGCGCCCUCAAAGACUGACAAGGCGAUUGACGCGCUCAAGAAGAGCAGGACAGACCGCAUAGAGAAGAAGACGACGAGAUCGUCUGCUGCGCCAAAGAGGGACAGGAAACCGGCAAAUGAAGAGUCAGACGAGGAAGUCGCUCAAGCAGCACAAGAGAGUGAAGGGUCAGAGGAAGAGACCUAUUCAAGGAGAAGAGGCAGAGUCAAAGUAGAUAAGCCAACGCGGGCUCAAGAGCAAGAGGCCACGCAUGCAGAGAUCAAUUCGAUCUUGGUCACUCGCGAUCAGCUGACUCGCUACUGGCCUUGCCCCUGGUUCGCCGAAUGGGCGAAAGAUGCCUACGUAAGAGUCUUGGUCGGAGUGGAUGACACGAAGCAAAACGUCUACCGGCUUUCGCGCAUCCUGAGCGUCGAAGAGGCACCGACGCUGUACAGACUCGAAGAUAAUUGCAAGACUGACAAGGCGCUCAAGCUCGCUCACGGCUCGGCAGAACGCAUCUUCGAGAUUAGCAAAGUCAGCAAUUCGCCAGCGGCUGACAGCGAGGUACGGCGCUUGAAGAGUGUCUUGCUUAGCGAAAAGCGCAAACCGAUCACAGCGCGCCAGGUAGAACAGAAGCUGCCCAUUCUGCAACGCUACGCCCAGCACGCACCAACCGAAGCUGACAUUACGACCCGGAUCAAUGUCAACAAGCUCGAUGAUGCCGAGUACGAGCGACCGCGCAGGAAAGCACGAUUACUCGAGGAGCGUGCGGCAGCAGAGGCCAAGAAAGACACAAUUGCACUCGCCAAGAUCAAUGUCGAGCUGACUAAGCUGGAGCCUCCGCUUCCAAUAGCACGCGAACCUUCUGCGAACACAUCGGAGAGCGCGGCGCGGAUAGCUGCAAAGCUACAGGCGGCAGCUCAGACUCAGCCGAAGCAGUCGCAGGCACCCGGAAGGACAGAUCCAGCACGGCGGACUGCCGACUCGCUGAAUGGGGGUGGAUCAGGCUCCAGUACACCCACGCGCCUGAAGGCCGUCAAGAGAAUGGAGGGCGCAAUCACACCAAGCAGUCUAUCCAUAGACCUUACGGCCGCCUCUGAGACUUCUCAGAGUGGACACAAGCCUGCACGCAUCGAGCUCGACCUCGGAGACUUCUGAGCGAGCUCCGCUUCAUGUUGACAACAGUAAUGCAUACUACAUAGCUACUACGUCGUGAUC